GUCUCAUUCAUGGCUUCUGGAGCUGUUUUCAAUUUGUCUGAUUCUAGUCUUCUCAAAAUCCUUCAAGGUGACAUAACCGAGUGGUCCGUGGAUGCGUCCGCCGAUGCUAUUGUCAAUCCAGCAAAUAAACGAAUGCUAGGUGGUGGUGGCGCCGAUGGAGCAAUACAUAGAGCUGCUGGGCCACAGAUGAGAGCAGCAUGCUAUGACAUCCCUGAGGUUCGUCCUGGAGUGCGUUGUCCAACCGGUGAAGCAAGAAUCACACCCGGUUUCAACUUGCAUGCAUAUCAUGUGAUUCAUACUGUUGGACCAGUCUAUGACUCAGACGUCAACCCUAGAGAAUCCCUCACUAGUUCUUACAGAAAUUGUCUUACAGUGGCAAAGGAAAACAACAUCAAGUACAUUGCAUUUCCUGCCAUAUCUUGUGGGAUUAAUGGAUAUCCUUCUGAUGAAGCUGCUGUGAUCGGCAUAUCGACGAUCAAAGAAUUCGCCAAUGACUUUAAAGAGGUGCAUUUUACUCUGUCCGCGGACGAUAUUUAUAACGUGUGGGUAAACAAAGCAAAUGAGAUGCUACAAGAAGCUUAAGAUUCCAUCUGCCGCCUAAGUGAAUGGCCAAGUAAACAUGAGUAAAUAAGUUGUGUUAGUGUGAUGAGAGCCUUGUGUUAUACUCCACACAAAAGAAACACUUGCCGUUUUGUGUUAUGUGAUGAGAGCCUUGUGAUAUUUAUGGUCCUUUGGAUUUAAGAGUUGAAAGUUGAACCCAACAAAAACAGUCGGUUUUAUAAAUAAAUUCCAGUUUAUUUGUAAACUAAACCCUCCUGGAAUCCAACAAACUUACCUGAAAAUUGAAAAAGGAAAUUGUAGGAUAUUCUACUACAAAAUAUAGAAAAAUAUUAAAAUUAACAUGAUCGUUAAAAUAAAAAACCAAAUUAAAUAUGAUCGCUAAAAAC
Messenger RNA from Brassica napus (rape), 947 nucleotides. RefSeq names its product macro domain-containing protein XAC3343-like. The transcript is spliced from 7 exons. The record is from RefSeq and is a predicted model, not a curated record. The coding region runs from base 10 to 582 and encodes 190 amino acids. Lineage: Eukaryota; Viridiplantae; Streptophyta; Magnoliopsida; Brassicales; Brassicaceae.